UACAUGGGCGCGCACACAUUGCUUCCUAUCUAGCUCUCUCAUUUUUCCAAUCCUCAGCCAAAGCGAUGCGAGGCCCCAACACCAAGCAGGCAUUCAAGCAAGGCUUCCUCAAGAACUUGAUCUUGAGCCUCCAAGCCUUCAGGAGCAGCACCUCCUCCUCCUCUGGGGGCGCCAUGAAUCUCCAAGAGAGGAAGCGUGCCAUCAAGUCGUCGGCCGACAUCGCCAUGGCGACCGCCCGCGGCGGCAGAGCACGGUGGCCACAGGCCCUCUUGGCUUCAUCGUCUAGGCCAUGCAUAUCGCCAGGGAAGGUGCAGAGGUGCAAGAAGAUUGUGAAGAUGUGUCACCACAAGAGGAGAAGAGAUGGCACUGGUACUACUUCCCUUGCAAGAACAGCACUGAUUAGUAGCAGUGAGAUUGCGAGGAGGCUGGUGAGGAAGAGGACCAAGAUUCUGAGGAGGAUGAUACCCGGAGGCGAGUUCCUGGAUGAGGUCUCAUUGCUUCGUGAAGCCAUGGAUUACGUCGCUCAUCUACACGCGCAAGUCGACGUGCUCCGGUGCAUCUCGAAAGCCAUGCAAUGAGAUCUAGCAUGUCAGCAUGCAGGGGUAGUGCAAAGCUAAAGGAAGCGAUGGUAAAAGUUUCAGGUGAAUCAGCGGCCGGGUAGAUUGUAGUAGCAGGUACUUCAGAAGAGGAGGAAAAUUUCUUGCAGAAAGAAUUCAUGAAUUUAAUUGAUGUGAGAUAUGUCCCUGAUCAGGCUGUGCAAAUGGUGAAGGAUAGAUCAAGAGAUCUUAUCCUUUACAGAGAGGCAUGUGAUGGAAAUUUGUAAGGUUGUAUUAGCUACUUUUGUACUGGAACUAAAGAGACAACCCAUUGUAGCUAUAGUACUAAAUCUUUUUGA
This is a messenger RNA of Phragmites australis (common reed), 895 nucleotides long. RefSeq names its product transcription factor IBH1-like 1. Gene Ontology annotation, biological process: regulation of DNA-templated transcription. Bases 66 to 578 code for a protein of 170 amino acids. The transcript has 2 exons. Gene Ontology annotation, molecular function: protein dimerization activity. Lineage: Eukaryota; Viridiplantae; Streptophyta; Magnoliopsida; Poales; Poaceae. The record is from RefSeq and is a predicted model, not a curated record.